Molecule: messenger RNA, 578 nt
Organism: Diceros bicornis minor
Lineage: Eukaryota; Metazoa; Chordata; Mammalia; Perissodactyla; Rhinocerotidae
Gene: ATP5PF
Product: ATP synthase peripheral stalk subunit F6
Exons: 4
Coding region: 111-434 (107 amino acids)
Biological process (GO): proton motive force-driven ATP synthesis
Molecular function (GO): proton transmembrane transporter activity
Source: RefSeq, a predicted model, not a curated record
CCCGGAAGCACUUACCCUCCACUUCCUCCUCCUGUUUGGUUUCUGUCUCACCUAGAGCCGUCCGGUCGCAGACUGCCUCCGAGACGCUUCCUGUCCGUAACAGAAUCACCAUGAUUCUUCAGAGGCUCUUGAGGUUGUCCUCUGUCGUUCAGUCUGCAAUCUCAGUCCAUUUGAGGAGGAACAUUGGUGUUACGGCAGUGGCAUUUAAGGAACUUGAUCCUAUACAGAAACUCUUCGUGGAUAAGAUUAGAGAAUACAGAACUAAGAGACAGACAUCUGGAGGACCUGUUGAUAUUGGCCCAGAGUAUCAGCAAGAUCUGGAGAGGGAGCUUUUUAAGCUUAAGCAAAUGUACGGUAAAGCAGACAUGAAUACGUUCCCUAACUUCAAAUUUGAAGAUCCCAAAUUUGAAGUCUUGGAAAAACCCCAGUCCUGAAGAAAUAAUGUAAAAUUUAUCUGGUAAUUUGCCGUGGAUAGUUGUACCACUGAUCAGAAGUAUUAGAAUAAACACAGAUUUCACAACUGUCAAAUGUUCUUUUAAUUCUGAUUCCAAAUAAAUUAUUUGCUGAUGUUGAGUGUA